Molecule: messenger RNA, 1070 nt
Organism: Sphaeramia orbicularis (orbiculate cardinalfish)
Lineage: Eukaryota; Metazoa; Chordata; Actinopteri; Kurtiformes; Apogonidae
Product: complement C1q-like protein 4
Exons: 3
Coding region: 76-636 (186 amino acids)
Molecular function (GO): protein binding
Source: RefSeq, a predicted model, not a curated record
AGAUCAGAACACUAUUUAAGGCUGAACAUAACACAGAAACCCCAGAGCUGAACUGUGAAGAGUGCCGAUCUGCAAAUGAAAACAACUAUGUUUCUUCCACUGCUCCUGCUGCUGUUCCCAGCUUUUCUUCAAGGACACUGUGACGAUGAGACCUGUAGUCCAAACAUCUACACUGUGCUCAGUGAGUUGGACGCCAAAGUGAACAAACUGGAGAAUCAGCUACAAGUCCAUCAGGUGGCUUUCUCAGCCUCUUUGCUGGUUUCAGGCGAGGAGACCAUUGGACCGUACAAUGAUUUUGUAACUCUGGUCUACAAAAAUGUUGUCACAAAUGUUGGGAAUGCCUACAACCCAAACACAGGUUAUUUCACCGCACCAGUGAAAGGCGCCUACCACUUUGAAUUUUACAUCGCUGUUCAAGGGUCACGUGUAACAGCUGCUGUGUUGGUGAAAAAUGGAAGCAGAACUUUUGGUGCAUACGAGAAUAUUGGUAGUGGUUUGGGUUCUGCUUCCAAUGGAAUAACACUAGUCUUAGAAGUUGGAGAUGUUGUUGGUGUACAUCUGUGGGAAAACCAAGUAAUAUAUGACAGUCAUGAACACCUCAGCACCUUCAGUGGUCGUCUCCUUUUCACCAUGUGAGGGGAAAGAUGUGUUCUUAUUCUUCUGUUAUACUUUUAGCAGCUUUCCUUUGAUUAAACAGUUGACAUUAGAGAGAAGAGCAAAGAAGGGGAGAGGUUUAGCAAGAACAAUACGUGCUGACAUGAAUCAAACUGUGGAUGUUCCAGUUCUGUGUCAAUACAGUAAAUGUCUGAUUGCUAAAUUUCACUUGUACAUCUUAAACUUCAUUGGAGUACGUUUACAAACUGACAGUGUGAUGUUAUCAGCUGAUGAACAAGGAUGAUAUUUGUUAAUUCUGAAUUCUCUCUUUUGUCUGACUGUUUAACUUCUACAUAAUCUAAGGCUGAAUGACAAAUCAUGACAACAACACUGGGUAUGAACAUUUACUUGGUGGAAUUUUGAUUUUUUUUUUCUCUCUCAAUUAUUGCAUAGAAAUAAAGAUCUGCAUGAGCAUA